This is a messenger RNA of Paracoccidioides brasiliensis Pb18, 339 nucleotides long. Its product is annotated as mitochondrial 37S ribosomal protein RSM27. The record is from RefSeq and is a predicted model, not a curated record. Bases 1 to 339 code for a protein of 112 amino acids. Gene Ontology annotation, cellular component: mitochondrion. The transcript is spliced from 4 exons.
AUGGCCCUCUCCGUUCCCCGCUCCCGCCUCUUAGACCUCCUCAAGCAACAGGCCCAAUGCCGCAUCUUCUCCCACACCUACAACCCCGAACGUCAACGACUGGGCAACAAAGUCCUCCGCCAGCGCCUGCGCGGGCCCGCCUUGGCAUCCUACUACCCGCAGCGAAUAGGCACGCUGAAGGAGCUCGGCAAGGCGUAUGAGCAUCUGGGACUGCGGAUGGUGGAUUAUGAGGAAGGGGAGAGGUUGGAGGUCAUUGAGAGGUUGAAGAGUCGUGGGAAGGGGAAUCCGAAGAAGAGGAGGACUGCUGCUGAGUCGAGAUCGGCGAAGAAGAGAGGUUAG